This is a messenger RNA of Apus apus (common swift), 1294 nucleotides long. RefSeq names its product C-C motif chemokine receptor 4 (gene CCR4). Gene Ontology annotation, biological process: immune response; chemotaxis; inflammatory response. Gene Ontology annotation, molecular function: C-C chemokine receptor activity. The transcript has a single exon. Gene Ontology annotation, cellular component: membrane. The record is from RefSeq and is a predicted model, not a curated record. Bases 2 to 1078 code for a protein of 358 amino acids. Lineage: Eukaryota; Metazoa; Chordata; Aves; Apodiformes; Apodidae.
CAUGAGCUCUUCAAGUACAGAGUCCUUUGAAGGUGAACUCUCAACCUAUUACGAGUAUUAUGAUAAUUAUAACGAUAUUCCAAAACCAUGCAGUAAGGAAAAUGUCAGGAGGUUUGCAGCUUCCUUCCUACCUGCUCUGUAUACCCUUGUUUUCCUGGUCGGGCUCACGGGGAACAUUCUGGUCAUUGUGGUCCUCUUCAAAUACAAGAGGCUGAAGAGCAUGACUGAUGUGUACCUGCUAAACCUUGCCAUCUCAGAUUUGCUCUUUGUUUUAUCCUUGCCCUUCUGGUCUUAUUUCACAGUAGACGAAUGGGUUUUUGGAACACCUUUGUGUAAAAUCAUUUCAUGGAUCUACCUGGUUGGAUUCUACAGCGGGAUAUUUUUUAUUAUGCUUAUGAGCAUAGACAGAUACUUGGCAAUUGUUCGUGCAGUUUUUUCCUUGAGAGCAAGGACUGCUUUCCACGGCGUGAUUACUAGCCUUGUUGUAUGGCUGGUAGCUCUUUCAGCAUCAGUUCCAGAACUUAUAUUUAGAGAAUCUUUUAAUGAACAUAAUCAUACUACCUGCAAGCCGAGAUAUCCAAACAAUUUCACAACAUGGAAACUUUUUUCCACUUUGGAAAUCAAUGUUUUAGGGCUCCUGAUCCCUUUAGUAGUUAUGACAUUUUGCUACUCCAUGAUCAUUAAAACAUUAGUUCAUUGCAGAAACGAGAAAAAGAAUAAGGCUGUGAAGAUGAUCUUUGCUGUCAUGAUUGUGUUUUUCUUCUUCUGGACCCCUUACAACAUUACUAUUUUCUUACAACUGCUGGAAAUGAAAGGAGUCAUUAGAGACUGUCAAGUGAGCAGGAAUCUGGACUAUGCUCUCCAGGUAACGGAAAUCCUUGGCCUUUUUCACUGUUGCCUCAAUCCAGUCAUCUACUUCUUCAUGGGCGAAAAAUUUAAGAAGUACCUGAAGAUGCUCUUUAAGAACUGGCCAUUACCUGGACAUAUUUGCAAGUGGUGUGGAGUUCACAUCACUCACCCGACUGAAUCUACCAGUUCAUUCCACACACAAUCUACGGGGGAUCAAGAUGCUCUGUAAUGUUUUUCAGACCAACCACUGAACUCACCAGCAAGCAAGCUGACAAAAGCAGGAACUUUUGAAAGCUAAGCAAAUGUACACCCAUUUAACAAUAAGCUAGUGCCAGAAAAUUACUUACUUCAGCUUUGAUUUCUGCCUCUAGAUUUUUUCUGAUUAUGAUGACAGAAGGUGUCCUAGAUGUGAGACAUUUAUGGAGACAGACAUGCAAGUGUCACU